AUGUCGUUUGUUCCUAGGAAAGUAUUUCCAAACUAUAACAUCCCAUUAAACAAUUUUAAAGGUCAUCACCAGAAAGCUCUUUCUAAAUUUGGUCAUCUUGCCCCUCAAUUAGAUAUGGUGAUUGAAGUGCGAGAUUGUCGUGCUCCCCUUGCAACAACCAAUGUUUUAUUUGAUAGAGUAUUAGUGGGUAAAAAGAAACUUAUAUUGUACAGUAAGAAAGAUUUAUCUAUUUUGAAAACAAGAGUGCUUGAUAAAUGGCACAAACUGAAGAAUGAAGAUUACAUGUUUAUUGAUUGUCGAAGCCAAAAAGAUGGUAAACGGGUUAUCAGCGAAAUCAAAAAAUUGUACAAUAGUAUGGAGCAACCACCUCCAUUAGGGUUAAGAUCUAUGAUUAUCGGUAUGCCAAAUGUUGGGAAGUCGACACUUGUUAAUACAUUACGACAAGUCGGAUUAAGCGAUGGUGAUUAUGCUAUUUCUUCAAAAAUUAAAAAAGUUGCUCGAACAGGAAAUCAACCAGGUGUUACUAGGAAUACUAGUGAAAUCAUUCGACUUUCUCGUGAUCCGGAUAUCAUGGUUUAUGAUACACCGGGAGUUUUCUUGCCCACUGCUAAGAAUGUGGAGACUAUGUUAGCAUUAGGAUUGGUGGGUUGUAUUCAUGAUUCGUUUAUUGAUCCCGUUGUUUUGGCAGACUAUUUAUUGUUUGUGUUAAAUUUGCAAGACCCUUCAGGUAAGUUGUAUGCAGAAUAUAUUGAUCAUCCAACUAAUGAUAUCUACGAACUUUUAGACAACAUAGAACAAAGAAGAACUACGGGUAAGAAGAAUAGGAAAUAUGACGAGGAUGGUUUAGCGAUCCACUGGGUAAGCAAAUGGAAGAAUGCCAAAUCAAACAAGUAUCGUGGAUUGUUUGAUGUUGAGGCUAUCAAGCAGGAUAAGGCGAAAUCAUUUUCGGAUAUUAUUGAGGAAGAAAAGGAAAGAAUAAGUGCUACCAAUGUUCAAAAGAGACUUACAGAUAGAUUUGGUGAAGAUGGUACAUCUACUGCUAAACACAGAAAGAGAACAGCUAAAGACAGGGAAUUUGAUCUGAGGAAUAGACUCUUUAAACUUUAA
This is a messenger RNA of Candida tropicalis MYA-3404, 1107 nucleotides long. RefSeq names its product putative GTPase (gene MTG1). Gene Ontology annotation, cellular component: mitochondrion. Bases 1 to 1107 code for a protein of 368 amino acids. The transcript has a single exon. NCBI's taxonomy places the organism in Eukaryota, Fungi, Ascomycota, Pichiomycetes, Serinales, Debaryomycetaceae. Gene Ontology annotation, molecular function: GTPase activity; GTP binding. The record is from RefSeq and is a predicted model, not a curated record.